AUGCAGAUGGUUACCCUAUCACCCCUCGAGAGAUUCUUAGCGCAUUUAUGAACCAAACACCCUGUAUAUACCAAAUACAUAUAUACAAAGGAAAUCCCCGUCUGAUCAACACAACAAACGAUGACGAUCGCGAUAGAAUCUGCUGCAGUAGUGCAGUCCGUCUCAGAACUUCGUGUAGCUUUGAACUUGUAGCUCUUGAGUGUAGCUAUUGCCACUUGUUCGUCGAUAGCUAGUCGCUAUCAGUGGAAGACAGUCAUGAUUCGGCUGAUUUGGACCAUCAUAUUAACGUUGGCCGCAGUGGGACCGGUUCUGCUAGUUCAAGCUGGCUUCCCAAAAGAUUGUGGCCAGCGGAAGCGUAAGAUCGCCCAGCUGAUCGUCGGAGGAAAGGAAGCCCAGGUAGGAAAUUGGCCUUGGCACACAGCUAUCUUUCAUCGGGAGGGGCUGACCUUCGAGUACAAGUGUGGCGGGACGAUUCUGGAUAAGAACACCAUUCUGACAGCCGGACACUGCGUUCGUCUACCGACCGGUAUCAUCGCCAGUGAACGACUUUCGGUCCAGGUUGGACGAAAUCGGCUCCGCGUAGCGGACGAACGUUCUCAAGAACAUGAAGCGGAUCGGAUCUUGGUUCAUCGAAGCUUUCAGAGUGGUGCCGUGGAACAUGACAUUGCGCUGAUCAAGCUGGCAACCGAUAUCAAGUUUACGGACUAUAUUCAGCCGGUCUGUCUGUGGGAUAAGGGAGAUGAUCGGUUGUUGAUUCGCGAUCGGGAAGGGACUAUCGUUGGAUUUGGAGCAACGGGAACCUUAAGCUUUUCGGAGAUUUUGAACGAAGCUCAACUGCCGGUGGUGGACAAUCAGGUCUGUAUUGAUAGUAAUCGGGAGGUUUUCGGUUUAUCGCUGACCAGCAAUAUGUACUGCGCGGGAAGACGCGAUGGAGUGAAUGCCUGUAACGGAGAUAGUGGUGGUGGGAUGUUCUUCCUGUUCGGUGAUCGAUGGUUCGUUAGAGGGAUCAUAUCGUUUUCACCGACGAUCGAAAAUAGCGGGCGAUGUGACCCCUUCGAGUAUGUCGUUUUUACGGACGUUGCUCGAUACGUCGAUUGGAUUGCUCAGCAAUUGAAUGCCUCUUUUGUUGAAGCUCCAGCUCGAUCGGACGUUCACCCGAAGCUGAGGUUACUCAGCCAGGACAUCUGCGGAGUCAACUCGUACCCGUUCGACAAAGAAGAUAACAAACCAAUCUUUCUAACUUAUCCCUGGGUAGGAUUAAUCGAAUACACCCAACAAGGAGUUCGUGAACGAAAAACUCUUUGCCAUGGUAUCCUGAUCAGUGAACGGUACCUGGUAACGGCAGCUCAGUGCGUGUACAACACUAAAAAUUAUAAACCCGUAGCGAUCAGACUAGGCGAAUACGACACCUCUAGCAGUCAGGAUUGUGACCAGUUGGACGGCCAUUCGGUUUGUUCACCGCCGACACAAACCUUGAACAUCGAAACGAUCACCGUACAUCAGCAGUACAACAAACCCCGGUUCGCUAACGAUGUCGCCUUGAUUCGACUCCGCCAACCAGCGGACAUUUCGCCAGACAACGUCAAACCGAUCUGUCUUCCACUGUCCAAGACGCUGCGCAGUUACAAACCAACGACCUUUACCCGGGUCGGUUGGAAGGGUAGCACAAAGCAGCCACGUGUCCAACGGUCCGAGGUUACCGUCGUUGAAUCCGUCGCUUGCCAGCGACUGUACCACGAGAAUCAGAUUCCGCUGGAGAAAACCUUCCGACAGAUCUGCGUUGAACGGGACCCGGCCGCUUCCGGUUGUGUAUUUGACAUUCCGGCUGCUCCGCUGCAAGCCGUCCAAACGGUGGACGGUAGCCCGCGGUACGUUCUGCACGGGUUUCUCUCGUUCGGUCCCAACAAGUGCCAUCUGAGCUAUCCGGAUGUGUACACCAACGUGGGCACCUAUCUGGCAUGGAUUUUGGAUAAUAUUCAGGAGUGAACGGAGAUGGUGAGAUGAAUUGAUUUCUUGCUUUUGCUUUUAUUAAGGACUAUAUACUUUAUCGAUACGAGAUUAUACAUGUAUGUAAGAAACUUAAUACUGAUUAGAACAUAAAUACAGCGCAGUUGAUAGCUUGCUUGAAA
This is a messenger RNA of Topomyia yanbarensis, 2129 nucleotides long. RefSeq names its product CLIP domain-containing serine protease B15-like. Bases 256 to 1986 code for a protein of 576 amino acids. The record is from RefSeq and is a predicted model, not a curated record. The transcript is spliced from 2 exons. Gene Ontology annotation, molecular function: serine-type endopeptidase activity. Gene Ontology annotation, biological process: proteolysis. Lineage: Eukaryota; Metazoa; Arthropoda; Insecta; Diptera; Culicidae.